GGACGGAUAGUGCGAAGGAGGGUGGUCGCCACGCGCGGUUGCGUGGGAUCCGACCACCCAAAAACCAUAAACAAUACCAUCAAGCUCCAAACUCUCCCCAACUCAAAGCCCGCAACACGCCCCUUCUCUCUGGAUCCAUCUCUUCUCCUCGUUUUGAUACUAUAACUUGGGCAUGACCCCAAAUCAAUCUCCCUCAAUGGUUGAUGAUGCAAAUGUCAUAGCAGAGAAUAUGGCUGGAGAAGCUCUUCCGAACAGAAAAAACAAUGGAAAGAUUCCUAAGAAGAUACACAAGGCUGAGAGAGAGAAGCUGAAACGUGAUCAUCUGAAUGAACUUUUUCUUGAGCUGGGUCAUGUGCUUGAGCCAUCUCGGCAGAAUAAUGGCAAAGCCUGUAUAUUGGGUGACGCCACUCGGUUGCUGCGAGAUCUUAUCGCACAAGUUAAAUCUCUGCGAAAAGAAAAUGCGGCUUUGGUGUCUGAAUCUAGCUAUGUCACUGUGGAGAAGAACGAGCUCAAAGAUGAGAACUUGGUCCUAGAAGCCGAAAUUGAGAGACUACAAAAUGAGCUUCGCGGGAGGCUGCAGACUGAUUCUGCGCCCCCUCAGACUACAACGGUCACCAGUGCACAGCCGAUGCAGCAACCCCCGCUGGUCGGGCCAUUGUUCGUGGUUCCCCUCCAUCAAGGGAUUCAUCAAGAGAUCGAACCAUGCAAUGAGGCCGAAGCGGCUCCCAAACCACCCUCGUUAGUUAGGAGACCACAGGCCAGAUACCCAGCGCCAUCAGACUCAUGGCCAUUGGAGCUACUCUCUAGGCAUCAACAUAGUGCUAGCAGUUCCAGUGCCACUACAAACAGUGGAGACUGAAAGCCAAGAUCACCGUAAAUGAGCAGUCAAAUUCUUAUUCCCUUAAAUCUUGUCUUUCAAUUCCUUGCUGAGUUUUAGCCAUUAGUCAUUUCUUAAGCAAUUGAUGAUGUUGAAAAAAAAAAUCCAUGUUUUCUCUUCUGUUUCUAGAGGUCAGGGAUCAGUUCUUGUAAAUUCUGACAAUGCUGUAUGAAAGAUUUUUCAGGGAACAACACAUUGAAUUGCAGAGCCAACACAAUUAUUA
This is a messenger RNA of Dioscorea cayenensis subsp. rotundata (Guinea yam), 1100 nucleotides long. Its product is annotated as transcription factor BHLH062. Gene Ontology annotation, molecular function: protein dimerization activity. The record is from RefSeq and is a predicted model, not a curated record. Bases 173 to 859 code for a protein of 228 amino acids. NCBI's taxonomy places the organism in Eukaryota, Viridiplantae, Streptophyta, Magnoliopsida, Dioscoreales, Dioscoreaceae. The transcript is spliced from 5 exons.